Messenger RNA from Bipolaris maydis ATCC 48331, 1180 nucleotides. RefSeq names its product ubiE/COQ5 methyltransferase family-domain-containing protein. Gene Ontology annotation, biological process: ubiquinone biosynthetic process. The record is from RefSeq and is a predicted model, not a curated record. Gene Ontology annotation, molecular function: methyltransferase activity. NCBI's taxonomy places the organism in Eukaryota, Fungi, Ascomycota, Dothideomycetes, Pleosporales, Pleosporaceae.
CCCCAAUUGCCCGAAGAUGCAGGCUUCACGGCAGCAGAUAGGACGUCAAUUGCUCUCUGGGCGGAGGAGGCCAGCAGUAGGAGAAGCAUACAGAUGUUUCUCCUGCUCAACCAGACAAGCACGGCCUCAACAGCCUUCAUCAUCAUCCCCGCCGCCACCACCACCACCACCUCCAAAGUCCCCGCAAGAUGCACCGCAAACAACGCACUUUGGCUUUGAAACAAUCGCCGAAGCCCUCAAGGAGCAACGAGUCGCCUCCGUCUUCUCCUCGGUCGCCUCCUCGUACGACUCGAUGAACGACUUCAUGUCUCUCGGGAUCCACCGGCUCUGGAAAGACCACUUUGUGCGGAACCUGAACCCAGGGCGGAACCCAAUCAGCUCUGCUCCUUCCGACUCGCCCGGCAUGACGAUCCUCGACAUUGCGGGCGGCACGGGCGACAUCGCCUUCCGCAUGCUGGACCACGCCUCGCAGAUGAACCACGACGCGCACACGCGCGUCACCGUCGCAGACAUCAACCCGGACAUGCUGGCCGAGGGCCAAAAACGCUCCCUGCACACGCCCUACGCGCGCUCCCCGCGCCUGCAAUUCGUACAGGCAAACGCAGAGCAUCUCCACAUGGUCCCCGACCAAUCCGUCGACUUGUACACCGUCGCCUUUGGCAUCCGCAACUUCACCCGCAAAGACGUCGCCCUCAGAGAGGCCUACCGCGUCCUCAAGCCCGGAGGCGUCUUCGCCUGCUUGGAGUUUAGCAAGGUCCAGAAUCCCCUGUUUGAUGCCGUCUAUCAGCGCUGGAGCUUCGGUGCUAUCCCCCUCAUAGGCCAGUUGGUCGCCGGCGAUAGGGAUAGCUAUCAGUACCUUGUAGAGAGCAUUGCUAGGUUCCCCAGUCAGCAGGAGUUUAGUGACAUGAUUAGGGAGGCUGGGUUUUUGGUGCCUGGCAAGGGCUGGGAGGAUUUGACCAAUGGCAUUGCCGCUAUACAUAAGGGAGUUAAGCCUGUUGGGGUGACGAAGAAGAAGGUGUAAAGAUAUUUUUUGAGGGGAUUUUUUUUUAGGUUUUUCUACUCAUUAGAUGCGGGGGUUGGUUUUUUUUUUGGGGUAUGAUUAACUGUCAUAUCUCAUUUUCCAAAAAAAAGCAGAUUCUUAAUGGCAUAGACAUUACACUCUCAAGAGACUAUUACAACG